CAAAUCAUAUAUAAUGCUAGAAUUUAAUAUACUAUAUACAACAUCUAAUAUAAGGAACUUUAUUUGGACAACUCGAGUAAUAGAUAUGAUUAAUUACUAAUAAAAGGAAAUAAUAAAGAAAUUAAAAUAUAUAUUUUUCUCGGAAUAAUAAAUAUAUAAUGGGGUUGUAAUACAUGAUUAUUAUUUGACAAAAUAAAGUAUAUAGUAAUUAUCUCUCUUGAUUAAAAUAAAUUGCAUAAAGCCCACGGCCCACGUGUAUAUAUUACCAUAAUAAUUUAAUUACCAUACAUGAACACCUACUUAUCACAUCUUGCGUGCAAAUCAAGACUCCUUUUCCAUAUACAACAAUCCUAAUUAAGCAAAUUAAGUCUCACAAUAAUUCAGAUUUAAUUAUUUCAACGAAUAUAGAUUUCUACACUAUGGCUGCAACGAAGAAGAACACGUAUGGAGACGGUGUUGAUUGGAUCAGAGGUUCGAUUAUCGGUAAAGGAGGAUUCGGGUCCGUUUACGCGGCUACUCUCAAGAAGAAUACGGAGAAUAAAUUACGUUUUCCGUCUGUGAUGGCCGUUAAAUCGUCGGAGGUUUCGGUUUCGACUACGCUUCAAAAGGAGAUGGAGAUCAUGUCAGAUUUGAAGGGCUCUCCUUAUUUGAUCGAAUGUUUCGGCCACGAGGCGACGAUAAGCAGCGACGGUACUUUCUUGGCGUACAAUCUCUUGUUGGAGUAUUGUUCGGGCGGAACCCUAGGAGAGAGAAUCAAGAAAUCCGGUGACAAGGGUUUGCCUGAAUCCGAGGUUAGGGUUUACACGAGAUGUAUAGUUCGAGGUUUGUACCACAUGCAUGGCGCCGGAUACGUGCACUGCGAUAUCAAGCCCGAUAAUAUAUUGCUUGUGCCGCAAGUCAAUAAUAGUGCUUCGUUUACGGCAAAGAUAUGCGAUUUCGGAUUGGCGAAGAGGGAGGUUAGAAAUUUCAAGAAGAGGCGAAUAACGAGAGGGCAAAAUUGGCAGGGCACGCCGAUGUACCUAUCGCCGGAGGCUGUGAGGGAUAAUAUACAGGAGGCGCCCUCCGAUAUUUGGGCGCUCGGUUGCGUUGUGCUGAAGAUGCUGACGGGGAAGCCCGUGUGGGAAGGGGAUACUGCCGGGGAAAUAAUUAACAAGAUAGGGGCAGAAGAGGAAUUAUUGCCCGAUAUUCCGGAUUAUUUAUCGGACGAGGCGAUGGAUUUCAUCAAGUGUUGUUUGUGGAGGAAUCCUUCGUAUAGAUUCACGGCUCAAAUUUUGAUGGACCAUCCGUUUCUUGACGGCCUUACCGAAGAUGGCGAUUCAUAUAGACCCACGGCUCGAGUGAUGUUCGAUCGUCCGUUUCUCGACGGCCUUAGCGAAGACGACGACGACGAAGACAGCGACUCUGAAGAUGAUUCGUUUGGUGAUUCUUAUUGCUUUGCCAAAGCUAUUGUUGAUGAUUUAUCUUUGUAUUCGUAUAUGUAA
This is a messenger RNA of Erythranthe guttata (spotted monkey flower), 1481 nucleotides long. RefSeq names its product mitogen-activated protein kinase kinase kinase 20. Gene Ontology annotation, molecular function: ATP binding; protein kinase activity. NCBI's taxonomy places the organism in Eukaryota, Viridiplantae, Streptophyta, Magnoliopsida, Lamiales, Phrymaceae. Gene Ontology annotation, biological process: protein phosphorylation; signal transduction. The record is from RefSeq and is a predicted model, not a curated record.